AACGAAUUAAGUUCUUAACCCGAGGUACCACUGUAUUAUCGCCUCCCUCUGGCUUCUCCAGGGUGGCACCCAUGGGUUGUCGUGGCACCCACAGUGUGCCACCGAUGCGCUUGCCAGACACUCCCCUAUGUGAUGCCACAAUCCGUGAAUGAAGCUGUUAAAUAAUCCCUGAAUAAUGAUUAAGAUAUUUUUAAAAAAACCAACACAUUUAUUCAUCCAACUCAGUCAGUAUAAAUAUAUCCUGCAGUUGUGCAACUUGUUCAAGAGGACUGAUUGUACCACUGUGUAAGGAAAAGGACAAAACAGGCCUCUGUUAUGGGGUGACUCAUGCAAAUUUUUCAUCCCUGCGUGUUUAUGUUAUUUAAAUUCUGAAUUAAUACAGUACUGUACAUAUAGGUUCAGAUCCAUAAUAGAUGUCUUUACAGAGGAGCGUACCUUUCAGAGGCUGGAGACUGGAAACAGAGAGGAUUAUGGGAAAGUGAAGGCAGCCAUCUUGCGCAGAGACGCCUUGAGGAGGGAAAUGCAGCACCAGCAUUUCAGGGGCUUCUGCUACCAGGAGGCCGAGGGGCCCCGAGGGGCCUACACCCGGCUGCAGGAGCUUUGCUCCCAGUGGCUGAACAUGGAGCGGCACACCAAGGAGCAGAUCCUGGAGCUGCUGAUCCUGGAGCAGUUCCUGAACGUCCUUCCGCCAGAGAUCCAGAGCUGGGUGAGGGAGUGCAGCCCAGAGACCUGCUCCCAGGCAGUGACUCUGGCCGAGGGGUUCCUUCGGGUGCAGCAGGAGACCCAGAGGCAAGGGAAAGAGGUGAGGUUGUCGGUCAGUAUGUGUGAAACUCCCAUCUGCAUUAUAUAUUUAAAGCAUCCUUAUCCCACUUCAAACAGUCAUGGCUUUCCCCCAAGGAAUCCUGGGAGCUGUAGUUUGUUAAAGGUGCUGAGAGUAGUUAAGAAACAGCCUUUAUCCCCUUCGCAGAGCUACAAUUCCCAGAGUUCCCUGGAAAGAGGGUUUGAUUAUUAA
Messenger RNA from Podarcis muralis (Common wall lizard), 1012 nucleotides. The record is from RefSeq and is a predicted model, not a curated record. NCBI's taxonomy places the organism in Eukaryota, Metazoa, Chordata, Lepidosauria, Squamata, Lacertidae.